This is a messenger RNA of Schistosoma curassoni, 3150 nucleotides long. Lineage: Eukaryota; Metazoa; Platyhelminthes; Trematoda; Strigeidida; Schistosomatidae. The record is from the annotation of a GenBank genome assembly.
AUGUCUGAAGUAAACGAAAGUGAAUGUGAAGAAUUCUUGAACAUUAUUAAGUUGUCUUUGGAGGAAGAUAAAAGUCAUGUUCAUGUUGUUGUGAUCAUCGGAGCCUCUGGUGACUUGGCAAAGAAAAAAACUUAUCCGACUUUAUGGUGGUUGUUCCGUGAUGGUCUUCUUCCCCCUCGAACUUACUUUGUUGGGUUUGCACGGUCUGAUAUUGGUACCCAGGACAUAAGAGCAGAAAGUGAAAAAUUUGCCAAGCUCUCAUCAUCUCCAUGUCAAAAAUAUGAAGAAUUUUGGGACUGUAAUUUUUACUUGAGAGGAGAUUAUACAAAUCCAAAAACAUUUGAAUUACUAAAUAAGUUUAUAGAGUCCAAGUGGGAACAAUCUGUUAAUCGCAUAUUUUAUUAUGCUAUACCACCAUCAGUUUAUAAACCUGUUUCAUCAUCUAUCAAAGAAUAUUGUACUAACAAAAACCCUGAUACGUGGACUCGAUUGAUCAUUGAAAAACCGUUUGGACGAGAUUUAGAGUCAUUUAAUGAAUUGAAUUCUGAAUUAACUAAACUGUUUACAGAAGAACAGAUUUAUCGAAUCGACCAUUAUUUGGGCAAAGAGAUGGUUCAAAAUCUACUAAUUUUACGAUUCUGUAAUCAAGUCUUCAGUCCUCUGUGGAAUCGUGAAAAUAUUGAUAAUAUUACAAUAUCAUUUAAAGAACCAUUCGGAACCGAAGGACGUGGUGGGUAUUUUGAUCAAUUCGGAAUUAUUCGUGAUGUUGUUCAGAAUCAUCUUAUUCAAAUUCUUUCGUUGGUAGCAAUGGAAAAACCUAUUUCAGUUAAUGCAGAUGAUAUACGUGAUGAGAAGGUUCGUGUGCUUCGAAGCAUUGAACCUCUAACAAUAGACGACAUUGUAAUUGGACAGUACGUUGCAGAUCCGAAUGCAACAAAUCCACCUGCUUCGUUGUCUUACACGGAUGAUCCAUCAGUUCCUAAAGAUUCCAUAACACCUACUUAUGUAUGUGCUGUGUUAUAUGUGAGAAAUGAUCGUUGGAAGGGUGUUCCAUUCAUUCUCCGGGCAGGGAAAGCACUAAAUGAACGUAAAGCAGAAGUCAGAGUUCAGUUUAAAGAACCUCAUAUUCAUCUUUUCGGUUCAAAAGAAGGUCUACCACGUAAUGAAUUAGUUAUACGUGUACAACCGGACGAAGCAGUUUAUAUUAAAUUGAAUGUGAAAUCUCCUGGUAUGAAAUUUCAAACAGAAGAAACUGAAUUAGACUUAACUUAUGCUCAGCGAUAUAAAGCCAUCAAACUACCCGACGCUUACGAACGAUUGAUUCUCGAUGUAUUCUGUGGAGUUCAGACAAAUUUUGUACGUUCUGAUGAACUACGCGAAGCUUGGCGUAUUUUAACACCGGUAUUAAAAUACUUGGAAGAAAAUAAAAUCAGUCCAUAUCCAUACAUUUAUGGGAGUCGUAAUGGCCCGAAAGAAGCAGAUAUUUUGUGUAAAAAAGCAGGUUUUCAAUACUCUGGUACAUAUGAGGUCGUAGUUCUGCAACAUUCAAGUUGUAGUCGUUUCCUAAAAACCUGUCUUUUGUUGUGUCGAAAUUAUGCCGAAAGUAUUCAGACCAUCGAUAAAACAAAUCAAGACACAUAUAAAAACGUACGUUUUUAUUAUUACGAAAGCAAGGCUUUUAAUAGAAAUGAAGUUGAAACUCAAGAAAUCAGACCUAAUCAGGUGUCCGACUCCAAUCCGUCCAAGGAGUCAUCACCCUGCACUAUUACAAGUGAACCAAGGCCAAGUUCACCACUUCCUUCACAGAAUACGUGUGAAACUCCUAAAACAGCUACUCAGAGAUUGAUGAACCCUGACUUAGAUGUCCAUGUUAAUCCUGAAAGGCCUCACCAAGUAUCCAAGGAAAUAGAAAACCUAUUUGUUUGUAAAAAACCUCGCAAAACUAAAGUCAAGACAACGGAAGUACUACCUCCUGUAGAUCAACCUCUUGAUCGAGCUUCUGUCACUCUUCGCUCCUUACUGCAUUGGGUCCCCAUAAAUAAACCACCUCCGACUUAUCGACAGGAGCGUCUUAACUCCACUACCUGUUCACUAAGUGGGGACGUGGAAGCAAGUGAUAAUGACCUCAAAUCAAAUGACAAUAAUACUGAAACUCCUGAUUUAAAUGAAAAUUCCCCAAAGUGUCCAUCCAGUGAUGUUUAUUCGGACCCAUUAGCUCCUCAACUACGAAUCGAUGCUAAUGGAAAUAUUGUGUUGGAUGAAACCAGUUUAUUAGUUGAAAAACGAGAGAAUUUCUAUACAAAAACUUUACGGCAUAUUAGUGAAGAAACUGGCAUACUCAGUGUUGACUAUAGGAGUUUCCGACCUCCUCGUGAUGGCCAUGGAAGGAAAUGGACAGAGCGUGAGACUACACGCUUCUACAGAGCAUUGAGUACUAUUGGGACUGAUUUUUACGUGAUGGAGAAAAUGUUCCCUCGCCGGAAGCGGUCAGAACUUGUUAGUAAAUUUAAACGAGAAGAAAAACGCAACCCUUAUCUGGUCAACCAAGCAUUACGAAACCGUCGUACUUACGAUCUUAUUAAUCUGUUCCCGUCAAGUGAUGAAGAAGAAAAUGCGAGACCCGAUAAAUCUUCAAAAAGUAGUAGGAAAAAAUCUAGAUGUGAUCAAGACUCAAUCGAAUGUAACGAACAGUCAUGUAAUCAAAAUCUUGAUGCAACAAGUAAACCAAAAUCGCGAAGAAAAAGCCUGCUUCGUAGAGAUCCAGAUUUUGAGCGUCACCUUUCAGAAACAAUCGACUGCGUUUUAUCUCAAUUUACGAAUUCCGAUGCCGGCAACCGCAAGUGCCAGUUGACUCAACAUACUGGUAGUGACCAGCAGUGUAAAAAAAAUACUAAUCACCGGUAUGAGUUUAGGCAUUCCUCGCGCAGUAUCCCAUCUUUACAACAAAUGAUUUCAAUAAAGGAAGCAGAGCUUGCAGCGUCUGAAAAAGAUAACCUUGAGACUGAUAUGGAUUCUCCUCAAAUUUCUACAACUUCAGAAAGCAACCCUGUAGAUACCUCAAAAGAAAAUGUUUCUAAACCUCCCAAGUCCUACUAUCGCCCGAAAAUUGAUCUUUUCAACCUCAGUGAAACCAUUUUGGGUGAAUCAUGA